CCUCAAUUCUCCGCCACAUUCCCCUGCAAAUUGAAGAAAAUUUUAGGGUUUAAUGGGUAAUCAAGGCGAAGAAUUACUGAUGGCAGCUUACAAAAGUUCAAACUUUACCGCGGGUUGUUUGGAAAUCUGUUUGUUCUACGUACGCAUAACGUUCUGCGCGGUUGACGUAGUUCCGGAUCACCUUAUACUCCGUCACUUGCGUCGUGAAAUAGGUGUUUUGUUAGAGAUUAAUGGGUGUCGAAUUCUGUCAUCCGACACCAUUUUUAUCACGCUAAGCCGUGACAGGGUUGAUAAGGGAUCAUCAGAGGUGACGUAUGUUAGAACUGACAAUGUUAGAGUUUUUGGGACAGUGGAAUUUGAGGUACACGAAAAGAAAGAGGAGUUGAUACUUUGUGGGUCAUUGGAAAGAGUUGAGGGUACGUGGGAUAAUGGUAAUGGGACUGGGUGGAGUAUGGAUUGUUACAAUGCGGCGUCUUUUGGGAGUGGUGGAUCAGUGUUUUUUCAAUCAAAGAUUGGGGUUUCAUCGCCAUCGAUUGAGGUUUACGUCGCGAGUUGUUGUUCUGGUGUGCCUUUGAUUCUGACCAAAACGAUUCAGGUUAGCCCUAGGAGGAAGUUGUUUAGGCAUAGUAUGUUGGACUCAAUUCCUGAGGAUGAGGGGGUUGGGAAGGACUGUGUGUUUUGGCAUAUCACAGACUCAGAGUUGGAUUAUUAUGAGUCAGAAGGAAAAGCUGGACAUGGCUUUUACUCAGAAGACAUGUACUAUGGUGAAGAUGGUCAACUCUCAUGGUUCAACGCUGGAGUAAGGGUUGGAGUGGGGAUAGGCCUAGUGAUGUUGGAAUUGGGAUGGGGCUACUUAUGCGCUCUUAUCAAGCAACCAUUACAAACCUGCGGAUGA
Messenger RNA from Solanum verrucosum, 895 nucleotides. RefSeq lists its product as uncharacterized. Lineage: Eukaryota; Viridiplantae; Streptophyta; Magnoliopsida; Solanales; Solanaceae. Gene Ontology annotation, molecular function: phosphoglycerate dehydrogenase activity. The record is from RefSeq and is a predicted model, not a curated record. Bases 53 to 895 code for a protein of 280 amino acids. The transcript has 2 exons.